CGUGAAAUGAGUAAGAAAAUGUUGUUCUAUUAUAUUUAACUUCUAUCAACCGUUUUUCUUUAUUUUAAGAUAGUGGAAUUAAUAAAGCACGUCGUGCUACUACACCUAUAAUUCCAACGACUCAAUUAUUUGAUAUUCCUGAACCUUUUACGAAAACAUUACACGAUGAUGACUUUUUAAUUGUUGAUAAAAUGAUUACAAGACGACAGCGAAUACUUUUAUUUGCAUCACGUGAACAAUUGAAAAUGCUUUUAGGUGCCGAUACAAUAUUAAUGGAUGGAACAUUUUCAACUUGGCCAAGAGUUAAAAUCAAUAGCUAUGCAGAUGCAAUAAUGAGUGACUUUGAACCUGCUUUAAUCACCGUAAUUGCAGCUGAAUUUGUUGGAGCAACGCAUUCAUCUUGCUAUUUUCAUUUUACGCAAGCUGUCUAUCGAGCUAUACAACGAGUCGGGUUAUCUACAAGUUAUAAUAAUGACAAUGAUAUUAAACAUUCUUGUCGAAAGUUGAUGGCCCUUGCUUUACUUCCUGAACCAAUCAUUGAAGACACUUAUGAUGAAUUAUUAGCAGCAAUGUCAAUCGAAAUAAAAAAUAAACUAAAUGAUUUGUUACAGUUCCUAUGUCUCAAUGGUGUGUGCAUGGUUUUAGUAUGA
Molecule: messenger RNA, 650 nt
Organism: Adineta ricciae
Lineage: Eukaryota; Metazoa; Rotifera; Eurotatoria; Adinetida; Adinetidae
Source: the annotation of a GenBank genome assembly